UGUAAUUACCGAAAAGCCCGGAGGGGACCGUAAGCGUCGCUGCGCCCGCCCUGGGGCUUUUGUGGGCAGGCGGCUGCUGCACAGCGCUCCCGCGGGGCCGGACCCACCUCCUCGCUGCUUCCAGCCGGUCAUCCCCUCCUUCCCAGUCCUCAGAGUGCGCCUGGAUGGUGAAGUGACCUUCCGUCUUUUCCCCGCGAAGGAAACGUCCCUGUCCCGUCACUCAUUCGUCCUUAUCCCGUAUUAUUUGCGAGGUCCGGCCAGACGCGUCACGUUUGCUGAGGAGAUCCGUGUUCUGUCCCGGAACAAAAUCCUCUCGGAACAAGCAGGAAAGGGGGAUGAGCCCCAAACCGAGCCUGGAAGCCCCCUCCCCCGAAGAUCACUACCCCCAAGAACAAGGUGGGGGUGCAAGAAAAAGAUCAGGCCAGGGGGUCUCCUUUCACUGUUGGGUUCCAUUGGUUUAUACUUAAGAAGCUUUGACCCCGGAGAUUUCCUCUUCGGCCAACGCAGGGGCAUGACUUCUGUUUGCUUUUGGGCCCUUCCAGGGUUCGUGUAGUUGAGGGCUAGACGUUUCAUGGGGAGGGGGUGUCACAGGCCGUUUGGUUGAGUUGGAUUCCUUUAUCACCUGGAACUCCCUACCCAGAGAAAUGGGAAGGGGUCCCAAAAUUUUGGCCCAACCCACCCAGUUACAGGGACGGAGUGCGGCAGGUCUGGGAUGGCAAAAGUGACACUUUUAGCGCUCCUGCUCUAAAUAUGUCUAGUUUUGAUUUUUUUAUUAUUAUUAUUAUUUUGGGUACUUCUAUGCCCCUCUACUCUGAAAUGGCUCCAAGUGGCAUGGGACAAAAAUAGAAGUCCAAAAUCUCAAGACAGUGAAAAUAUAAUAGUACUAAUCAGCAGGGGUUGAUCAUAACAGAAAAUCUAACAUCUCUCAAAUGUUCUCUUCUAGGAAGGAAGUGAUCCUUAAAGGUGGGGGCAAGCUGUUCCACAGGAGGGUGCCCCUACUGAAAAGGCCCAGUUCCUGAGUCCUUUUCUCAGUCUCAGCGAUUUUAAGGUGUGUGGACUUAAUUCCCCAUGCUGGCUGGGGAAUUCUGGGAGUUGGAGUCCACACAUCUUAAAAGUUGCUGAGAUUGAGAAACACUGAUCUAGAAGUCUUUUGGAAAUGGGACCCUCAAGAGGACUUCUUUCCCAGAUCUUACAGGAUAGGCAAAUUCAUUUCGGAGGAGGCAGUCUUGAAGAUAGCCAGGUCCUGAGCUAUGUACCAGCCAGCACUUUGAAUUUCACCCAGAAUAUCUCCCAAGUUUUUUGUCUUUGUUUUUAUUAAACAAGCCUCUGAGAUGGGCACAGGAGACACUUUUCAUUGUAAUAGACUUGCUGUGCAAAACGGAGCCAUAAUAAAUCUGUUAACCUUUAAAGUGACAUACUUUUUGUCUUUUUCUACAAAACACUAACAGUCAAUUUCAUGACUGGGUUCACACAUAAUGCUAGGCCUUAUAUUUUUUUAAAAUGUUUGCUUUGUUGAAUAAGCCCCAGUUGCCUGGGCCCAUACAACAUGUAAUGCAGUAAACCAGGUGACUGGGUUCAUACACAUAGACAAAAAUGAAACAAGUUGCGUCAUGAUGUAUAACAAGAAGUUUAAGGUACACAUAUAUAAGAUUAGGUAAUAUCCCCAAAGAAACCCUGCUGCUUUCAGUUUGUUGAAGAUAAAAGUCACAGGAUAACUAUGGCCAAGCUAUCCACUUUUAGGAAGGGUCUCCAUAGGUGAAAGUCAUAUCCAGUAAUAGUUAUCCACUAUAGAAAGACUGUAAUCCAAUCACCUUUUAGAAGUACUGCAAUUUACUUGUUAGGAAAAUGGUCAGUUUUUUUUAAAAAAAAUUUUUAGAUUUCAGUGGUAAAAUCCAACCUGUAUUCGGUGAAGGUUCCAGGGUCAAAUCCUAGCAUUUACAGAGUAGACAGGGCACUAGAGUGAACUCUGCCUGAUGAUUUGGUGAACCUUUGCCAGCCAGGAUAGUCUCCAGCUGUAAGGUAGCUUUCACGAUUGAUUCAGUCAAUUGCCAAGCUUCAGUUGAUCUAAUUCAAGUUGAUUGGUAUCCUCAUUCAUUGUUUGUUUUGUUUUGUUCACCCUGAACUUUUAUUAGCUAGAAGGCUAAAUAAAACAUUACAUUAGAUCAUCUUGCCUUCAGGGAAAUUCCAAUUAUAGGAACUAGUAGUUAUCACAGCUUUCCUUAUUCUGCCUGGCUAGAUGGUAGCUCCUAACCAACCUUAGCUAAUCUUGGAAAAGCUAAACAGGGCUGAACACGGUUAAUACUUGGGUGAAACAGCACUAGGAAAUGCCAGAACUGCAGGCUAAAAAGCAACUCAGAAGGCAGCCGUGGCAAACCACUUCCAUAUCUUUACCAAAAAGGCUAUAUGGAUAUCUCCAUGAAGUCACCAGGGGUUGUGCAUAAGAUUUUUCUUCUUACUCUGCAAUUUCCAAGGCCAUCUUUCUAUUUUUUUUCCACCACUGGAAAGUUACUUGGCCUAAAAAAAGAUUCAUGUAUGCCUAUCCCUUCAUAAUUGCAGGUUCUAUUUUUUUCUUUGUAUAGUAUACUUAAAAGUGCUUUGUUGCAGCUCCCAAGAAAAUGAGUUGCUAUCUGAGAAAGAUUUUCUUUAGAUACAGAAUUCAUUUGGUGAGUCAUUGUCAAGAGGUUUCAAGUAACAGCUAAUAGGUAGAAUGAGCAAUACUUUGCUAUUGGGAAGAAAAGAAAUGCAGUCAGGACGUGAACAAUUACGUGCUCUGGGACAAUGCUGAAAACCACCACGUUGCUCUUACUGAUAGUUGGAGGUUAAGCAAAGAAAAGGAUGCAGCAUCCAUUGUGUAGCUAUUAGUCUCUGUAAGUCCAGAUUGUUGACUCAGGUAACCAUAGAUGCUCCUGUUCCAUCUUAUUAUUUCCUGUUAUGGUGAUCAGCAAGACGUAUCUUAGUCCAUAAGAUAUUUCCUUUGCAAGAGUGGGAAGCUCUGGAUCCACAAAAAAAAGCAAGUACUGGUUCACUUUAGAAGGUCUACUAUAUGCAUUUCAUGUAUGCCACUUUUAAUUCUCAUUGUUAGCUUUUAAAAGAAUGCUGUUUAGUUAUUGCCCUUAAAAAUGUCAAUGUUUAUUGAUACACACACAAACAAGGUUAUCACUGAAUUUCCUCUGUCCUUUAACCGUACACAGGGAAGUUUCCCAUUCCUUCCUAAUGAGUAAAUAAAUCAGCACAUGCAAGUUCUUUCCUGUUGCAAUGAAUGGGUGUUCUCCAGUUUUCUCUGAGUCAUGCCAAGAGGAGAGUGCUCACUGUUAGUUGUGUGCUUUCAGAAGGCUGGAUCAGAGCCUGAGUGAUAUUCAGAAAUAUUUACAGAACACAGAACAUCAAAUACCUUCAAGGCAAUCAGUUUUUUUAAUUCCUUGAGAAAGCUUUAGUGGCACUGACUUCUAGAUAAACAAGAAUCUGAUCAGGCUGAAAACGUUGCAGUUUUGACUCUGAUUUCAAGAGCAAGACUACAGUAAUAAUCAGUUUAUUUUCCUGAUAGCAUGAGAUAGAAAAAUAUUUUAAAAUCCCGUUAACAUCUGAUCAAUUGCCAUGCUCCCAUUUUGCACACUGAAUGUUAGUGUGCUCUUUAGCUUUCACAUUCAACCUUUUUCAUUCUCUAGCUCAGCUUUAUCGAUGCAAAAGCACUUCACACAUCCUUUGUGUUUGAGACCCUAAUGCAGUUUAUUGAAAGGAGGCAGGCAAAUGAGGGGUUAUGCCAAAUACAGAAUUGCUCCUUAAAAAUUGUGUCCAAAUAUGAACUUUUCCUUCCUUCACCUACAUGCAUGGCAUCAUUAUGUUAUCCUGAAUCUGUUAUCACUGAGUAUUCUGGCAAGAAUUGGGGGAAAAAACUGUGGAAAAAUACAUAUAUUGGAAUUGUUGCAAGUAAAGGACUGUUUUUAGUGGCAAUCUGUCAUCUAGCAUCAUAUCUAGUUAAAGAGAGAAGGAAACCCCUGAAAAAGUUGAUUGAAUCAAAUGAAAUACAGCUGUGGAAUGCUCUGUCUUGCAGAAUGGGUUCGUUAGAAGAAAGGCAGAUAUUCCCUUGCAAUUGUUCAGGAAAGAAUAACUGCAAGAUAUAGAUUGCUCUUAUAUUUUCUGUAGUACAAUUAUUUUCUAUCACUCUGGCUUCAUAUUAUUUGGAUUGUUAAGGGAACCAUAUACUGAUAUUCAGGUAGAUCUAUUUAAGCAGACUUUGAAAGGCCUAACUGUAUUUGAUACUUGAUUCCAAGUGUCACAAAUUUUAUCAACAGACAUGCCCUUGGAAUUCUAGAGUAGACUUAAUUUACAGAAUAAUCCUAUCUAUACCUGAGAAUGUUUCUGACCCUGGAGACUCUAUGAUAUCCAGCACCUUUCAGCUUUCUUCAAAUAACAUGGAAGUGAUGGAAGAGCAGUUGCUUGCUGUUCCAUUUUCUAUCUCAGAUACUUCCUCCUUCCCUCCAUUCCUCCCUAAAGAAAAAUUCUCUCCCUACUCCCAUAAUCUCCUUACAACCACCUUAUAAAGAUGUUUAGGCUGAGAGAUUGACUUUUAAUGAACCUGUCCCUCUUGUUUGGAUUGUAGUUGAGCAACUUGAUUUUUCUCAUUAUGUUAGACAAUUGUGGGCAUCCCACAUAACUUUGUGGGUGUGUGUGGGGAAUAUUAUUGGCCAUCUGGGAGAAGGAUGCCCAGCAACUCCUAUCUUCUCCCCUAAAUUCUCAACUAAUGCUGAGUCAUGGAGAAGGUGUUGGGAUUUCUCCAGCCUUUUCUCCAGUCCUGAUUGCACAGAAUGGACCCCAUUGUCCUGAGUUACAUGGACAGUUUGCUGAGACAAUCGGAUGUUUCAUUACUAGAUCCUCCCUGUUGGCUGAAUGACCACAUAAUUGGGUUUGCUUUUGAGUAUUUUGCCAACGACCAGUUCCAAGACUUCUCUGAUCAGAUCUGCUUCGUGGGCCCUGAGGUGGCUCAGUUCAUCAAAUGCACCACCAACCAGGAGGAGCUGGCCCUGUUUCUUGAGCCACUGGACCUCCUGCACAAGAAAAUUGUGUUCCUGGCUAUCAAUGACAACUCCAACCAGGCAGCUGGUGGCACUCACUGGAGCUUGCUAGUAUAUUUCCAAGAUAAAAACUGCUUUGCUCACUAUGAUUCCCACAUCAGGUGUAACUCGGUGCAUGCCAAACAGGUAGCAAGGAAUUUGCAGUCCUUUCUUGGCAAAAGAGGCAAAGUUGCCUUUGUGGAGGAGAAGGCUCCAGCCCAGCAGAAUAGCUAUGACUGUGGGAUGUACGUGAUCUGCAACACAGAGGUCCUGUGCCAGGAAUUCUUCAAGGGGCAGCAGGAACCGGUGCUUCAGCUCCUGACUCCUUCAUAUAUAACAGGCAAGAGAGAAGAAUGGAAAAAACUCAUUGCUAGACUUUCUAAGAAGUGACUUGUGACUUUCUAGCCAUUGGUCUUCUUGUGUUUUGUCUUUUUCCCUGUGCCUGAGAGGAGAAGCUUGUGCACAAGACUUUUUUUUCCCCUACAGAAAGAAUGUACUUAUCUUUGCACUUCUGCACUACAUUAUUCUGCUAUUGAUCAGAAUAGUGCUAAGCCCUGGGAAAUGGCUAUGCAUCUUCCCUACAGUUCGGAGCAGCUGCGGCUUAGCCGUUACACCCCCACCCCUGUAUCCCCCCAGAUUCCUGUGACGUUCAAGUUCUUUGUAUGCCUGUGUGUGAUCCAGUUUCAGUGAUGUCAGCAGCAGAGACACUGCUUCUAUUUAAUUAUGGCAGCUUUCAGUAUCUCUCUUUCAGAAACAUCCCUGAAUGUCUGGAAUUGAGGUCAGAUUUUAUACUGCUGUAAAUUACUGUAUCGCUGGUAUCCAAACCCUCAGUCUUAGGGCUAGGAAGGAGAGCUCUCUUAUUCCUGCUCUUCUGGAAAAGGGGAAAAAGCUGCUUGUUGUGUGAAGUGUUUUUCCUGCCUCCGGUAACUAUAGAGUUUACUGUAGUAUGACAAAACCAAAUUAUAAUAAAGUACAGUAACCUUGAAGGCAGGAGAGUAGGCUUCUCUAUUUCUAGCCCCAUCUCCUCCUGCUGUUUAUUUAACACAAUAAGAAUUUUUUAAGGUGCUGUACUUCUGAAAGAAUGCUACGAUGAAACUGAUAAAAGAGUGAAAGGAAUUCAAGUUAUCCCUCCACUAUAUAGACCAGUGGGGGGGGGGGAGAUAGCAUAUUUAUUUACAGAAACUGUAAUUUCUGUAUAUCACUUUGAGCACUUUGACCUAGAAAGUGCCUUAAUAGUGCACUGGAUCGAUUGCCCUAAAACAUAUUCAUCUGGAGUGAAGUCCAGUAAGGUUUAGUUCUGUUACCUACCAUUGUACCCUAGGAUUUCUGGGUAUGCUUGUAAAGGCAGGAGGACUUGAGUGUUCUGUGCCGAUUGGGAGCUGGAGUUGGCUCAGGUCCCAUGAGAAUUGCAGAUGCAGACAGCUGGCUGCUGUGUUAGUGGUUCUGCUGCAGAGGUUCAGUCUUUCAGGAGCACGUUAGGAGAAAAAUUGUAAUAGCGACGGAAGAAGCAGGAUUGGAACUUACCUAUUUCUCAAGCCUCCUUCCUUUCUAACUGCUGAACAAUAUGUGGGAUUUGGGAGUGAGGGUAGAAUCAUGACCAGCUGCAACUGAAGUUCUUUUGCUGUUGUGUGAUGUAAAUUUGCUUCCUUCUGCUGAACUUUUGUGCUGAAGAAAGUAACCUAUCUUGUUUGGUAACAUACCAAGCCAGGUGGUAUAGCCAUAAAGCCUAUAUCAUCUCUCCUCCCACAUCUGCUAAAUCCUGUUUUAUUGAUUCCUGAUGGAUGCUGCCUUAGCAACAAUCCUUUUUUAAGUGCUGCACAAGGAGCAUCUUCAACAGGAUUUAAGUAACAAGAUGUUCAGUUAUUUUAGUAUAUGUUGAAAUUGUUGGGCAGAAGCACCUUCAUAAUUUCUCUUAUUUGCAUAAUUGCAUAAUUUAUGUUUGGGAAAAUCUUCAGCCAAAAAUAAUAAUAAAAAAUCCAUCUGAACAGUGA
This is a messenger RNA of Python bivittatus (Burmese python), 7042 nucleotides long. Lineage: Eukaryota; Metazoa; Chordata; Lepidosauria; Squamata; Pythonidae. The record is from RefSeq and is a predicted model, not a curated record.